AACGCAAAAAGCAGACCUAAAACAUAAAGAAUGCGUCUUUGUUGAUCUGAUUUGACAUUUGUAACUACGUUUAUAAAUCCUGUAUAUAUUUGUAGAUGCGGUAGUUCUAUUCGCAAGAGAAGAGACGAAGUGGAAUAAAACAAGAUUAAGAAUGGAGAAUCGACAUGGAUUUUUUGUGUUGCUGAUGAUUGGUUUUCUGCACUGGGCAUUGUUGACCGUUGAAGGGGCUCCACUUCCAGAGUCAGGUGUAGGUGUAGCAGCUGCAGGUGAAGUUCCCAUAUCCUCUCUGGCUCUGUCUGUGUCUGGAUUGCUUCUGUUGAUAAUCCUGGUUGCAAAUUGUGUUUCCUGCUGCAAGGAGCAGGAAAUCGAUUUCAAGGAGUUUGAAGAUCACUUUGAGGAUGAGAUUGAUUUCACCCCCCCAGCCGAAGACACUCCUUCGAUUCAGUCACAUGCUGAGGUUUACACACUCGCUGUCCCCCCUGUACUUCUGCCUGGACCCCCUCACCUUCAACCACCCAGGAUAGCAGAUGGAUCUCCGGCUUCGCAAGUUGCACGUCACAGUCUGAGUUAUAUCCAGGAAAUCGGAAACGGCUGGUUUGGGAAGGUUCUUCUUGGUGAGAUCUAUACAGAUCCUGGAGUAGCCAGUGUCGUAGUGAAGGAGUUAAAGGCCAACGCCAGCGACAAAGAACAAAAUGAGUUUCUACAAAAUGGAGACCCAUACAGGGUUUUGCUGCACCCCAAUAUACUUCAGUGCCUGGGGCAGUGUGUGGAGGCCAUCCCCUUCCUCCUGGUCUUCGAGUUCUGUGAACUGGGUGACCUGAAGAGCUAUCUGCUGAGCCAGCAGGAGCUGAUCUAUGGGAGCUCUGAGUUUCUCCAGCUGCAGAAGAUGGCCUGCGAGAUUGCUGCUGGAGUCGCCCAUAUGCACAAACACAACUUUGUGCACAGUGACUUGGCUUUGCGGAAUUGCUACGUUACCACAGAUUUGACUGUCAAAGUGGGCGACUACGGAAUAGGAGCCAGUAGGUACAAGGAGGAGUACAUUAUCACUGACGAGGAACAGGUUGUGUCCCUACGCUGGACUGCCCCUGAGCUGCUGGGAGAGAUCCAUGGGGUGGUGGUAGCCGCAGAUCAAACCAAACCUGGCAACGUGUGGGCCCUGGGUGUCACGCUGUGGGAGCUGUUUGAAAACGCCACCCAACCGUACCCUCACCUUUCAGACAGGGAGGUGCUAAUCCAUGUCAUAAAGGAACAACAAAUUAAGCUCUUCCAGCCCCAGGUGGAGCUGCCUUACUCUGACAGAUGGUAUGAGGCGCUGCAGUUUUGUUGGCUUUCUCCAGACAAGAGGGCCACAGCUGAAGAAGUGCACAGGUUGCUCACAUACCUCCGCAUGCAAGGCCAGAAGGAGUCCGAGGAUGACUUUGAGCAGAGGUGGAAUGCGCUCAAACCAAACCCCAGCAACAGACAAUCCACCAUGAGCCACUCUUCGUUCCCCAUCCUGGAGCAGUUUGUGGACGACGGGCUCCACCGUGAGAUGGACGAAGUCCUGACAGUGACAGAGACUAGCCGAGGCCUCAGUUUUGAGUAUGUCUGGGAGGCAGCCAAGCUAGACCACUUUGAGGACCAGAGCCCCUCCAGUAUGGACACGACUGUCAACUACCACAGCAUGUUCUUCCCUGUGCCCCCGUACGAGAAGCCCGUCUUCUCCGAGUCUGGCACAGUGAAGGGGGGUGAUGCCGGGAGCCAGGGUCCUUCUGCUGGAGUUCCUGGGGAGCUUCCUGUCUUUGACGCCCACAAACCGUCAGUGGGGAGUGAGUACUAUAUACAGUUAGAGGAGCAAGGAGAGAGCAGCCUGGAGGUAGAUGAAAAUCAGUGUCCUACAGGCCCACAUGACAAUGAUCGAGAGGUUCACCAGGACAGGCAUUCGCAACAGUAUGUUGUCCUCCAGGAUAUACGCUUGGAUGAAUCCAGCACGGAUGUUGAUUUCUUCUACCAGAGCAUAGACUCCAAGGACUCAAAUUUACCAGAGAGCCAGGUUGGGUCACAAGCUUCCAGUGAUCUAGAAAGCCCCUAUCACACUAACAUUUUUAGAGAAAGCACGAAAUCGGAAGAUGCAUCCUGGAACAGGGGCUUCCUUGAGCUACCUGAACUGAAUGUGAAUCACAUACAAAGGACCCCUGGCAUCCAGGAGUCUGGCUUAGAGUCUGGAGCAAAUAGAACAGAAAGAGACUUCAAUUCCUCUUUUUUAGGAGGUGAGCAGGAGACCGUUUACAUGGAAAGUAUUACAGAACAACCUAAUGAUAUGCGGUUACUGAAUUCAGAAAAACUGAGAGAUAACUACUUAUUUCUGAAGGAGAAAAACUUAAUGAAGGAUCCCUCAUCUUCCUCUAGAAAUAGCAUGGACUUAAGAUCUGAACUUUUAGAUGCUGAUUUGAAUAGCUUCCCAGAUAACUGUUUUAAAAUGGAUUAUGGGGACAGUUUAAAUAACAAAGAUUUGGAACUUGAUGGGCCAAUAAGCCCUUUGUUGUAUGAGAGUGUUCCUAGUUUCUCAAAGGAAGAAUGUUUGGACUUUUGUAUUCCAGAUUUGAAUGAUUUUCUGCAGCCUUUAGUUCAAGAAACACUGUUGCCUUCAUGUUCACCAGUUAUAGCUGAAAGCUGUAGUGACACACUACAGAGUAGUAACUCCUUCGAUGAAGAGUGCGUUUUACUCAAAUCCUCGAAAGCAGGGACUCAUUUUCCUCUUGACUCUACCUCCGAGAGUGCUGAUGUCUCAUCAAGUCCCACCAACGGCCACGAAUCCCCUCUGUUUCGGGAAAGUGCCACUUGUGACAAUUCGUGCAAUGAUGCCAAAAAUCACAGCCUUCUAGAAGGUUCACGACUGUCUGAAGAAAAUGUACCUGAAAUUGUAAUCAAAGAAUCUGCAAUGAGCACAAGCCAUGCGUCAAAUUCUGCGCAUAUCAGCAAUGCUGGCUUGGAAAAUGGCCUUACAAAGAGUUACAACAAUGAAAGCUUGAUCAGGAACAUGGUUAAAGACGUUAAGAGCAGCGGUAUCCUGUCUGCAAGUUCGCUGAUGGAACAAACCAAUGGUUGCUCAUCCGAGGAGCCUUUAAUAACCUUCAAAACUAAUGAUGUAUCAGAAGAUGCAUCCUCGCAUUUGGCUUCUGCUCCUUUUUCGGACCAGAUAAGCCAAGACAGCCUACUCGAUGACAGUGAAUCUACGACUCUUUUGACAAUCGAGCAAUCAGCUGAAACGCCUGACUCGUUGGAUUCACUGGACGUACAUGUCUUAGUUGGUCCAUCUGAAAACCUGCAUGCUGUUCCUCAGAAACUCCAGCCACCUUAUAAAACUGCAGACAGUGGCUAUGAAACUGAGAAUCUGGAAUCUCCUGAAUGGAAUUUCCAGUCUGUUGUAAAGGGGCCUUCCCCCAUUGAAACUAUGCUUAACACAAAGGUAGAACAGGUUCCUGCUUCUUUACCACCUCCGGCCAUCAUUGUUUCAGAGGUGGAUACUCUAAUGGAUAUGGAUGUAGAGGAUGCAGAGAGCAGUGAACCUCAGUCCCAGACUGGGGCUUCAGUGGAAUUGUUCUCAAAUGCCAACCAAAACUCAUAUCGGGAUUCUGCAUACUUCUCAGAUAAUGAUUCGGAGAUGGAUAGAAAGUCUGAAGACAUCAACGGUAACUCUAACUCUAAUGACACUACUCUCCUCACUAGUGAUGACAGUAGUCCCAGCGUACACACUGACACUAAAAACACCUCCAGUGUUGGAAUCACGGCAUGCCUGGAAGAAAGGAUGCAACCAUCAGAAGUUCUUGUAUCUUCGCAGGUACAAAAGACUGAACCAACUAAUAAUAGGCUUCCAGAGCCAUCGGCAGAAAUAAGGAAUGCAGUAUCACAGGUCUUAGACUUCAAAGGCAACAGUCUGCCAGAGCUGGUACGCACAAUGGAAGAUGACUUGAAUGCAGAAACUAAGGUUGCUAUUUAUGGCAGUGAUGUGUUGCACAUCAGGACACCAGAACCCCUUCCUGAUGUUGAAGCCAGGCUUCAGGGCAGUACAUCUGAACCUGCAGACAUGCCAGCUGUCUCGGUCCACAUGCAGCAGUCUAACUCUUCAGGGGACAAGGUGGAUGAAAAGUUGGUGGCGUCCAACCAGAAUGAAGUCCUGAAGCUUAAGGAACCCGAUGUCGAAGGGAAAUACUUGGGCAAGUUGGACGCUUUGGAUCUCCCAGAGGUUGCGGAGGAUGGGAUUGAUGCUGAUGAGGAGGAUGAGAAUAGCGACGACUCGGAUGAAGACCCCCAAGGGUUUAAUCUGCUCAGCGAGAGCUCUGAGAGCGACGAUGACAUCGUGCAUCCUGUCCCCAUCGUGGUGACCGAGAACGACGACGGCAGGGACCUGAAAAGCCUGUUAAAGCUGACGCCUCCCCUAGCCGCACAGUCAACCAAACAGGCCGAGUCUGAAUCAAACAGAAGGGCUGUGUCGUUCUUCGAUGAUGUCACUGUUUAUCUUUUUGACCAGGAUACUCCAACAAAGGAGCUGGGUGACCACUCGGCCGGUUCAAACAGCCGAGUGUCUGAGUUCAGCAGCCCCGUACCCUCCUCCAGUCCUGGUUAUCUGAACCGCUUCACCCACUCGGAAAGCUCUACAGAUGAAGAAGGCGCUGGCUUUGAAUGGGACGAUGAUUUCUCUUCUCCGGAGCCCUCCUACGUCUCCAAAGCAGCCAGUCAGCUGAUCAUUUCCAAAGCGUCUCCUCCAGUGUCGUCCCGGUACUUCUCUCCCCCGCCACCCCCCCGCACCACGGAGCAGAGCUGGGCAAGCUCCUCCCCGUACUCCCGCUUCUCCAUCUCUCCAGCCAGCAUCAGCAGCUUCUCACUCACACACCUCACCGACUCCGACGUGGAGCAAGGAGGCGAGUUCUCCAACCUCGGAUUAUUCUAGAGCAGGGGUCUCCAAUCCUGUUCCUGGAGAGCCUUCUGAUAAGCACUUAAUUGGUCCAAUUAAGUAAUUUAGGGUACAGUUGGAACAAAAACCAGGAGGGACACCAGCUCUCCAGGACCAGGAUUGGAGACCCCUGCUCUAGAGCCAUACUGAUCUUUCUUGAGUAUUCAUUGGUACACCUUUUUUUGUUACAUAUUGUGGUAUUUUUAACCAUAUGUAUGUAAUAAUCUCCUUGAUAGUUUAACGCUCCGAUACAUGUUUUUAUAAAGGGCUUUAAAGUUAUAGGUAUGACUUUUUUUUCUAAAAUAAGAGCACUUUUGCUAUUUUUGCUAUGGCACAGACAUCCUUUUUAAUGAGGUAGUAAAUGGUAUGCUACAUGUGGAGAAACACCAGAACUGCUGCAGGAUCAGUUUUAAAAAGGACAGCUUCGUUGUCAUGAUGACGUAAGAUGCUAUUUUAGUUUAAUCUGUUACCAAACACAUGGCAACAGUGACUUGUGCCUCUAAGCUUUGUGAUGUGAAAUGAGUCACUGUUUAAUGGAUAGCACUGUAAUGUGUUUUUUUUAAACAGCUGAGACACAUCUGCCACUUCUUGCCGUACAGUAUCAAUGGCAUAACAUUUAUUGGUAUAAUCACUCCGGAUUGUUAGAGAUGCAGUUCAUUGUGAGAUUCAUUUCAGAAUUUGUUUUCUUUUUAAUUUGAGAGCAGUUUGAAUUCGAUCUAUAAUGUAAAGCAACAUGAGGGGUAAUUGUAUGAAUGAAAUAUAAUUAAUAUUGAUCUGAUAUAUUAUUAUCUUACCUAUUUAACAAGAGAUUUUACAUUGGUUUUAACUGUUGCCUUUUCAUUGAGGGUGGAUGCAAAUGCUACUGUAAGAUAUCAGGUAAAUGUAUACAAGGCCCAAGCAAAUUGCCAGUAAAACACAAUUAUGUGCAGAUUGAGAAAUGUACAUCAUCCAUUUUAUUUUGCAUGCAAGUAGUUGAGUGGGAAGAUUGAAUCCUGACUUUUGAAUUUCAAACAGGUGCAAAAAUCAUAGAUAAAAUAUGUCCUUGCAUCUUUAAUCAAUGUUCAGUUGCUGUGCAGAAAACACGUUUGCACAGUGAAUGGACAGCUUUUAAUAGAAUUAAACAGAACAAGCUACUUCAACAAUCAGGCAGCAUUCAUUCAGAGUCAGCUCUUGGACACGUGUGCUAAAUGCUGAUUUUCUUGUGAUAUAUCAGGCACACUCUUAGGAAAUGUCAAUGUUGUAACAGGUUUUAUCAGUCUAUGAUUAAAGUAAAUACAAAUGCCUCUGGGGUUUGUUUGAUAUUUAAAAUGCAUUUACAAAUGCUGAAGGUAAGACAAAUUUCCAUUGUGAAACCACAGUGCACCAGAUAGAUAAUUUCUGGGCUGCUGGAUGGAAAAUAUGACUGGACAACAAGACUCACUGCCUGAUCGCAUUCUGUCAAGGCCAUGGGUGUGGAGACGCAGACACUGUGUGAAUUAAGCAGAUGUGCUUUUUCUGAAAGACCUGCAGGUUUCAAUAACUCGGAUCACAGCAUUAGAGGCAACGAUGUAUGGUGUGAUGUCAUCUGACUGGCCAGUUUUCUGAGCCAUAAAACUUAAAAUAUUAAGUAGCUGUACUAAAAA
Molecule: messenger RNA, 6555 nt
Organism: Acipenser ruthenus (sterlet)
Lineage: Eukaryota; Metazoa; Chordata; Actinopteri; Acipenseriformes; Acipenseridae
Gene: lmtk2
Product: lemur tyrosine kinase 2
Exons: 13
Coding region: 152-4930 (1592 amino acids)
Biological process (GO): protein phosphorylation
Molecular function (GO): ATP binding; protein kinase activity
Source: RefSeq, a predicted model, not a curated record